GUGCGAGAAUACGCGUACGUGUUGCUCAAGGAGCAGAAGAGAUUGGGUUUUUCAUUCGAGGAGACGGGACGGCGCGUGUAAAUGUUGCGCUCGUACGCAGUGGCAAGUGGAGCGAGUUUGCACGGGUUGCCGGCAAGUGUAGAAAAGCGACACGUGACUGUUUAUUCUCGCGCCAAAGCUCGCGUGAUUUCUUCAAAGGCCGCUGCCAUACUCUGUAAUCGUCGUGCGUUUCCUUCGGAGAAUAUUAAUUUCUAAUUGAAGCUCGCGCCGAAGCAAUUUUCAAGCUCGUUGCGUCACUACGCUUCGUCCUAACUCCGCAGAUCAUGUCGAAGAAGAUCAUUUGCUUGUUCGACGUCGACGGCACGCUGACCGAGCCGCAACAGAUUAUCUCGCAAAGCCUGGAUCAAUAUAUUCAGGAUGAGUUGUCGAAGCUGUUCGACGUGGCUGUUGUCGGUGGCUCGGACUUUGCAAAAAUCAAACGUCAACUUGGAGACAACGUUUUGAAGAAGUACAGCUACGUUUUCGCCGAAAAUGGACUGAUUGCUUAUAAGGAUGGCACCAAGCUUCCUACGGAGACUAUUCAAAGCAUAUUAGGAGAAGAGACACUUCAAGAAUUCAUCAACUUCGCUCUGCUCUACAUAUCCAAGCUACAAUUGCCUUUCAAGCGAGGAACCUUCAUCGAAUUCCGAACGGGGAUAGUGAACAUCUCUCCCGUCGGUCGUAAUUGCACGCACGAGGAGCGCUUGCAGUUCUAUGAAUACGACAACGAACAUCAUGUGCGAGAAAAGUUUAUUCAAGCUCUGAAGAAAGAAUUUCCAAAUUUAGCCCUUACCUAUAGCAUAGGUGGACAAAUUUCAUUCGAUGUUUUCCCGAACGGUUGGGACAAAACGUACUGUUUACGUCACAUCCAAGGUUACGAAGAGAUCCACUUCUUUGGCGAUAAAACGUUAGAGGGUGGCAACGACUACGAAAUAUACGAGAGCGAUUUGACUGUAGGUCAUCGAGUAAACGGUCCGGAUGAUACCUUGAAGCAACUUAAAGUACUGGUCAAUCUUAUCGAUGAAAAACGAGGCAAAGAGCAGCUAAAUGUACCUAUGCAAUGCGUUUAAUUAAAAUGUCAUUGAAU
Messenger RNA from Phymastichus coffea, 1126 nucleotides. RefSeq lists its product as uncharacterized. The record is from RefSeq and is a predicted model, not a curated record. Gene Ontology annotation, cellular component: cytosol. The transcript is spliced from 5 exons. Lineage: Eukaryota; Metazoa; Arthropoda; Insecta; Hymenoptera; Eulophidae. Gene Ontology annotation, biological process: mannose metabolic process; GDP-mannose biosynthetic process; protein N-linked glycosylation. Bases 324 to 1109 code for a protein of 261 amino acids. Gene Ontology annotation, molecular function: phosphomannomutase activity.